GUCCUGGCCCAUCAAUGAUUUUAUAACCUAAGCGUUCCUACGAACCAAAUCUCACUCCCUAUGUACUUUAUAUCGCUAGGCAGUCUAUAAUACUUUUUGAUAUUAGUCGUACCACACACAAUGGCCUUCAUCAAGCAAGAGAUUGAAAUCAACAGGAAUACGGGGAAGCCGGAAUACGACCUUGAGCUUACGGAACAGGUCAUCGCCGCUACUGGCCCAGAUGCCCACCCUCGCCUAGCGGAGAUCCUGCCUAGUCUGGUGCGACAUCUGCAUGGCUUUGCCCGGGACGUGAAUUUGACGGUGGCGGAAUGGAUGGCAGGGAUUGAGUUAAUAAACGAGGCAGGUCGUAUGUCCAACGAUAGGCGCGAUGAGACGGGUCUCCUAUGCGACAUCCUAGGUCUCGAAUCUCUUGUAGACGAGAUCACAUCCAAGCUGCUCCUCAACAGUAACAUCACUGAGUCCGAAUCGGGGGAAGCUAUCACACCAUCGGCUAUCCUGGGACCUUUCUACCGCGCCAACGCCCCAAUCUUGCCUAAUGACAGCAGCAUCCUGCGCACAGAACCGGGCUCGGAUUGGUACAAGCAAGCGGAGCACUUACUCGCACACUUAUCUGGCCAUGUGACAUCCGCAACAACGGGGAAGCCGCUCCGUGAUGCCAUGGUGGACAUUUGGCUCGCGGGGCCAAACGGGCUGUAUGAGCAGCAGGACCCCUCAGCACCUGAUAUGAAUCUUCGCGGGCGCUUCCUCACAGAUGCCAACGGCCGGUACGCCUUGUAUUGUAUCCGUCCAACGGCGUACCCAGUUCCUGGGGAUGGCCCCGCGGGGCGGCUAUUGAAGUUGCUUGAUCGGCAUCCGUACCGCCCCGCACACAUUCACUUCAUAGUCAGCAAGACUGGCUAUCGGACUCUGACCACGCAAGUGUUUGACGUUGAGGACAAACGUGUCGCGGAUGAUGUAGCGUUUGCGGUCAAGAAGGAAUUGAUGGUGAAGUUCAAAAAAAGGGAGGGUGAUGAUAGGGCGCUGUGGGACCUAGAGUAUGACUUCACCCUUAGUGAGGCGUGAGAUACUCUAGGUGUCUACCAAGCAAAUACUUGUAUCUUGGGGAGUAUCCAUUAGUGUGUAAAAGCUAGUAAAAUUCGGUUUUGAAACAUGAUUGUCUCUCCUAUUAGUGACGUUAGAAUCUCUCAUGUUCUGUUUAAGGAUCGCUUGAUGCCGUUGAUCUCUAAGGUAUUUAGCGCAGCUGCUAUGACGAUAAGUGUCGGGAGGCGAUGGCUUCGGGGAGUUUAGUGAGGUUAGCUACCUAGGUACAGUUGAGCCCAUUGGUGCAUCUAUACUUGAUACUGAUUGGAUUCAUUGCAGGUGAACUGGCCACUCAUAUCAAAUGAAGUAUCAAGUGGACGUUAUAAAUAGUACGAUCCCAAUUGCGAACAAACAAGUUCGCGGGAGGGUUGAGUUAUGAUAGGUGAGAAGGUUUCUUUAAUGUCGACAGCUAACAGGGGAUAAACGUGGCGAUCAUUUGUUUGCAGUUAUAGCUGGAGCUCUCC
Molecule: messenger RNA, 1544 nt
Organism: Hypoxylon trugodes
Lineage: Eukaryota; Fungi; Ascomycota; Sordariomycetes; Xylariales; Hypoxylaceae
Product: aromatic compound dioxygenase
Exons: 2
Coding region: 121-1062 (313 amino acids)
Biological process (GO): catechol-containing compound metabolic process
Molecular function (GO): catechol 1,2-dioxygenase activity; ferric iron binding
Source: RefSeq, a predicted model, not a curated record